GGGUUGUUUUUUUAAGACUUUUGGUCGGAAAAAAAAAAAUCUGCGUAAAGCUUCGUCCUUUUUGCGUGUGGGGGGAAUCGCCUGGGUGGCUUCUCUUCUCUCCCAGACGAUUUUGCGUUGGCAAAUCCAGAGAUAUCUCAAUCAACACCGCCGAGUCAACUCGCUCUACCCGCAUCAGGAGGAGCCAUGAAUCGGCUGAGAGGCCGAGGGGCAUGGAUUCUAGGUUCCGCAGCUAUGCCUCAUCUGAAGAAGAGAGCCCAGAACUCAUUGGUCGCCCUCCAAGACUCUUAUCUCUCCACCAAGGAUUUGCUGGAGAGGCAGAGGGUGGUGUUUACAGUUGCAACUUCUGUUGCAUCUGUUGCUACCGCUUGGAUUGGUUAUUCAUUACGCCACUACAAUGAAACUAGGAUCGAUCAGAGGCUGGAAUCCAUUGAGAAUGCGAUGAAACACACCCAUGAAUUGGAACGAGGAGAACUCAAGGAGCUUGUUGAUCCAGUCGGUUCCAGGUUCACUUCAACAAUUGCCGCCGCUGGAACCACUUUGAUCAUCGGGUAUGGGUUGGGAUGGCGUGGAGGGAUAUGGUAUGCAAACAGGAAGUUUAAGAGAGAACAAAUGAGAUUGGCUGGGCAGUUAAAACCGAGAGAAUGGAAGUUAUUGUUAGGGAGGAUAAAACCCCGAGCUUGGCCUACCUCAAGGUUCCUCAGACGACCAUUCCCAAGGCAGACCAAAACAUCAACAACAGAAAAUGCUUUGAAGACACCACCACCUGAGGGUGCGGCUUGAAGAAUCAGAAAACUGGUUUGGGGAGAAACAAUUCAAAAGCAAUAGCUAAUCGAAACAAAAGAACGAUUACCAUUUUGUUUACUCUCUCUGUAGAUCCUCGACACUAAUCUAAAAGUCUAUACAUCGGUUUUGUCAUGAAGCCAAAGGCUGUUUGUUCCUCUUUGUUCCUUGGUAAUUGAUCAAGUUCAAAUACUUUUUUCUUCUU
This is a messenger RNA of Brassica rapa (field mustard), 988 nucleotides long. RefSeq lists its product as uncharacterized. Lineage: Eukaryota; Viridiplantae; Streptophyta; Magnoliopsida; Brassicales; Brassicaceae. The record is from RefSeq and is a predicted model, not a curated record.